AUGCUUAUACCCUACUACAAGGCCAACAACGACGUGAGGGGGAAGACGGCUUGUUCUGGACGGUUUUUUUGGAAGAUGAAGAUCUUUCCAACUUGGAAAGUCUUUUUCGGGAAAUUAUUAAAUAAGGCUUUGCCUUCGUGUACCAACCUCAUAACAAGAGGAGUGGUGGUUCAUGCAGUUUGUAAGAGCUUUGGAGUGGGCGAGGAAUCUUUGGAACAUUUGUUUCGGGACUGUGAACUGGUAAAGCGCAUUUGGGCUAUGAGCCAGUUGGGUUUACGGGUGGAGGAUAGGGGGGUUCCAAUCAAUUUAUGGGUGAGGAAUUAUAUGAGGUAUUUCUGGAAGUGUGAGCAUGAGUGUGAUGAAAAGCUUAUUGGUUUCUUAUCGACUCUUUGGAGUGUGUGGAAACAUAGAAAUGAUGUCAUCUUCAAGAACGUUCCUCCAAACCCCGGGUUAAUAGUUCAGAAUAUUUCAGAUAAUUACAGCAGAUCUUGGAAUUUUAUAGAAGGUAAGAAACGGGGGAACAAACACAACGGAGUAGCCGAGCAAGUAGGCGAGGAGGCGGUUUUCUGGGUGCAUGGUUGUACUGCAAGGGACAGUCCUGUAGUCAUGGAAAUUGAUGUGCUUGGAAAAGGGUAA
Molecule: messenger RNA, 636 nt
Organism: Spinacia oleracea (spinach)
Lineage: Eukaryota; Viridiplantae; Streptophyta; Magnoliopsida; Caryophyllales; Amaranthaceae
Exons: 1
Coding region: 1-636 (211 amino acids)
Source: RefSeq, a predicted model, not a curated record